This is a messenger RNA of Cydia fagiglandana, 5570 nucleotides long. RefSeq lists its product as uncharacterized. Gene Ontology annotation, cellular component: plasma membrane; late endosome membrane; lysosomal membrane. Bases 223 to 1107 code for a protein of 294 amino acids. The record is from RefSeq and is a predicted model, not a curated record. Gene Ontology annotation, biological process: establishment of protein localization to organelle. NCBI's taxonomy places the organism in Eukaryota, Metazoa, Arthropoda, Insecta, Lepidoptera, Tortricidae. The transcript has 7 exons.
CGCAAAACGCAUGCGUGGAAGAAUUGAUUUCCCAAAAUGACGUCACAAAAUGGUCGACGCGUUCGCUCAGUAUAAAAACUAAAAAUUAAGGCAAAGGUUGGUUGUCCAAAAGGCUGAUUCUGCCAGAAAUUGGUUCAUUCGCGUCGGGGCAUCGCGGUGGAUCGUUCGAAUAAAUGCUACUUGAUUUGUGUACACAGUGACUGGUAGCUAAGGAGACUCGAUAUGGUUUAUCCUGUUGUACUUAAGUUUGUGAAAAUGUUGGAGUCUACGUGUCCUGUUUUGCUGAAAUUAUUGUGUUUAUCGCUGCUGGUGUGCUCGGUGCAAGGCCUGCAGCUGGACAGCCAGGCCUCCACACGAAGGCCGAGGGUCACGAAAUACAGCAGAACGACCGUCGCUCCAGGGGGCACAACGGAGGCGGUGACAGAACGGAGUUUAUCAACGGCGACUUACCGCCUGCAGGGCAGCGGCGGGGAGACAUGCAUCCUGCUCACAGUAGACGCACUUAUAGAUAUCUCUUAUCUUACCAAGCUGAACGAGCGAGCGGACGCGAACACAUUCGUGCCGAACAACGCGAAUGUGGGGGGUGUGUGCAAGGAGGGGGAUGCCGAGCAGCUCGUCAUCUCCUUUAAGGAAUUCACACUCGAAUUCUCGUUCGCUAAGACACCAGGCGGUGAGCGAUGGUAUUCCGGCAACAUCAAACUGAGCUACAACUCCAGCGCCAGAAUCUUGGAGCACGCUGCCAAGCAAGGACGUAGGGUAGUUCUGACAACCGACUCUCGAAAUCUUCUGUUUCCUACUCCGGUCGGCAAAUCGUUCUUCUGUCCUGAGGAGACAGUAAUAGACCUCAAUGAGGAUGAGACUAGUCCAGCCAUCGCUCACAAGGCCAAGCUGUACCUCCGCCAAAUGCGUCUCCAAGCCUUCAUGUUCAAACGCGAUGGUGAAUUCGGUCCCCCCUGGCACUGUUCCGACUCCGCCCGAGCGCGUUCCGAGACUGCCCCUGUCGCCGUCGGCGCUGCGCUCGCGAUAGCCACCGCUGGUACUCUGGUCUGUUACGCCAUCUGGCGCUAUUUGAAGGUCAAGAAGGUACAAUAUGACACGAUGGAGUGAAGGGGUUAAUUGCGUUCUGGACGUUUUUGUUGCUUUUUUAGGGAUGUGCGCGAUCGAAAAUAUCGAUAGCAGAAAGUUAAAAAUUCCAAUAAGGGUUUUUUGAUAGGAGUUUUCUUCACUAACUGACAGUUGUCAGAUCUAAUACCAAAGUUCGAUUAUGAAAUUAAGAUUACAUUUUGCUCAAUCUUAAUUGAGCCACAGGGAUGGUAAUAAUUUCACCAUCGAUCUGCAAAUGUGUCAAGUCAAAACCCUAAUUUGGUGGAUUAUUUACAUCUUUAAUUGUAAAGCAGCUUUAUGACUUGAUUUUUAUAGGGGUAUCCAGACGGGACUGACGAAAUCAGUCGAUUUGUUCAGGAAAAUAAUUGGUCUAUCUCAUCUAGCGUCCACACGUACACAAAUUAAAUCACCAAUUUGCAUUCUACUAUGAAAAUUGGCAUUUUUGUGAUGCCGCAUCUGCUGAUGUGAUCGGGGAAUCAAAUUGGUAUUUGCGCCACCAUAGCCCUGUUCGAUCGGAGAAUUUCAUCAGAUUGGCGAAAAAUUGUCUCGUCUAUACAACUUAAAGCAGCUUUAUGACUUGAUUUUUAUGUUUGAUGAAAUAAUUGCUAGUAAAAUGAUGGAACUUUAGAUAAGAGUAUGGAAACGGUUCUAAUGGUAUUUGUAACUUCGUGAAAGGAGUUAAAAGGAGUUGCUAUUUCAUCUCACGCUUUAUUUUUUGAUGCGUGUGUGAUAUUUUACGAUUUUAAUACUUUUCGUGGCUGUAUUAUUUUGUGGGUGAAGUUCAGAACGCAUUGUAUGUAAUUUGUAUGUAAGCUAAGAUAGUGAGAUCUCAAAACUAAUUAUGCCAAUGUCGAUACCUUUUUAGAGCGGUAGACCAAACUGAUGUCAAUUUGACGUUUGACAAGUUGUCAGAUUUGACGUACGCAAGUGAGAUAAGUAAUAUAUGGUUCGCAACGCUAAGCGCAAAUUCAUUGUUGCCAUAUCAUAAAAUUACACGUUAAAGUUGGUAGGCCUGUAUUUUAAAUAGGAAUUUGAAAUGUCCAUAUCAUGCGAUAUAAUUUCCUUAGCGCAGUUCCUCUAGUGAUGUGAAAUGAAAUAUCGAUAUUACGAUAUCGUUUUUGAACCCAUUUUUUUGUAAACAAAAUUGAAAGCGAGGGAGUAUAUGGAUGAUAUUAUAAUAAAAAGAUUUCCAUCUAUAUUAUAAUAGUGUAAUGGACGAAAUGUGAAUUAAAAAGGCAGUAAGUCUGCGAGAAAGUUAGUAAUAGUUGUUUAAAAAUGUUGUUGACGGUUGAUUAUUAAUGUAAAAAAAUAUUUAAUCCCAACCUAUAUAACCCCAAAGUUCCCAUAGGUUAGAUCCUUUUAUUUACUAAAAAAACUAAGAAAAUUGGCUUACACUCAUUGGAAUUAUAAUUUAGAGUCAAUUUACUUGAGGACUAUAAUUAGUGCAUCAUAAUCAUUAUAAUAGGUACAUAUCACAUGAUAAUAAUUAUAUAAUUUAGCGUUCAUUGUAAUGAAUAUGGAGGAUAUAUGAUAUAUUUGUUUGCGGUAGCGGACACUAAUGAGUACGUGUACAAGCAAUAAGUACGUUUUUAUUAUGCCCGUCGUAUGACACAUGGCUGAAUCGAUGUUGUAUUGUGCGCAAAACUUGGGGUUACUAGUGUCGUAUCGUAUUGUAGAGUUAAGAUUAUAUGCUUCAGGGGUCUGAAAAAACUGAACCGGUUGGUGAUCAACGAUUACACUUAAGGCUCAUUUAGACGGUGCGAGAAGUCCCAUGCGAGUAGGGUUGCCAUAUGGAAGAAUUAAAUGUCCUGAUAAAAAUCGUGACAUCACCCUAAAAAUCCGGACAUUUCUUGUAACAGAGAUUUGGCGUAGCUUGAACGACGCCCCGGCGGCGCGCUGCUCGGUGUACUGUAUCGUUGAAAGAAAUAUUAUUGUUUUCGUUCAUUACUUACUAAUGCUUUGUUAACUUUGUAAUAAAUAUAUCUCAUAAAAACAUUUUUAUAAGGUCAUUCCUAAAAAUCCGGACACUUGCCAAGUCCGGCAGCAAUCCGGACAAAGGGUCAAAAAUCCUGACAUGACCAGGACAAAUCCGGACGUAUGCGAGUUUCAUUAACAUGGCGGUUUUUUAUCGAUCGGUUGAAUUGGAUGUAACCAACAACAGUCCGCAAUGUAAUUAAAAUCUCAUGUGAGUUCGCGCGCCGUCUAAAUCAGCGCUUAUGUACCUAAGUACUUACUCAAAAUCUGUAGGUAACUUUCUAUCACGGAUUGAAAUAAUAUGCAUAUCCAAAUGCAUAUCAGUGCUGUUAACAAGAUUAUAUUUAAAAUUGUAUACUUUUCUAGGAUAAUGAGUUUCUUGACUUAAAUAUAUACACAAAUAUUGUAUUUUACUACUUGGUGAAAAUGGUGAAUAAGAUAGGUAACAACCACCAUCAUUUGCUUGAUGCUUGAAAGCGUGGUCCUCUAUAAUGAGGAUAUAACUGUCAGCAGCUUAGGAUAUCAUGGAUUGAGUUCGGAUUCAAAAAGCAAGAGUGUCACUGUAGUAUUUAUACCACAAAGACCUAUGAAUUGUAUUAAAUUUACGUUCCUAUAGCGUUUAUUAAGACCUGUACCUGAUGCACUGCAGAGCUAUUGAAAAAUAACAAACUAUUACAGUACGGAUAUGAUGGUCGUUCUUGUCUACGUGACAGCGUGAUAAAACGGUGUCCGUCACUUUAUACCACGGUGUUAUAAAGUGACAGUUAUUUUAUCACGUGGAUAAAGAUAUCAUGGCUGGUCUUGAUGGCUCUAAGCAUUGUCACUCAGUUUUGUCAUGGCAAUGAUUAUAUAUAACCAGCUGCUUCUUAAUACGUUCUUCCUCUUAUUAUAAACGUUUAUUUUGAAGUAACAAAAUACAAUGAAAUUUCUUUUGAUCCCCUGGACCUGUUGUUAUAAUUAUGUUCAAUAUCUAAUCUAUAUAUAUGCACGUUCUUUAUCUAUUUAAGAUCAAUUUAAUUAUAAAACCUACGAGAUUUAAAUUCUAUAUAUUAUUGACUUAUAGGGUACAUGGUAUUGACAAAAACAUAUCAUUUUUGUCAUAUGAUUAAUUAUAAGCAUUUCUUUACUUCGGAACAUUUAAACCCCAAUACUUCCAGUAUACCUCUGCAAAGUAGCAUCGCUUUUUUGUAUAACUGUCUUUAUCACAAGGCAUACAGGCUCUAACAAUUCUACUAUUAUACUUAUUUGUAAUAUUAUACUCAAAUAUUUAUAAGCAAAAGAGAAAUAACUAGUAUUAAAGACGAGAUGCCGAGAUUUUCGUGGCAUUUUUUAAUUGUCAUAGUGACGUCUCUCUCGUUAUCGACCAAUGAUAUAUGUAUACAUAUCGAUACAUAUAGCACACAACAUAUUACACAAGAUUAAGCGUAGAGGCAAACAACAGGCGUCCUUACCGCUAAAGAUCAAUUUCUUCCAGAUAUCUUUUGAGUAGUUGCGAAUGUGAAAUUGAAAUAAUAAAGUCACUAUGACAAUUCAAUAAUGCCACGAAAAUUCCGGCCUCUGCUAAAGACACUAGUGGCCAAGUUUUGUUAGUUAAGCGCUACGUGUUAAAGCUUGAGUCUAAAAUUUGUUUAUCGUAACCUAAUACUCAUCAAUUACUAUUAUACAUAUCGUUUAAUCUAAGUUAAUGUAACAUGCGUUUUGUGAUCACUGUCGUGUAAGUUUGUAUCUUAUUUGUAUGCAUCUAGGGUUGCAUUUAGCUUAAGUUAGAUAUAUAGUCCCUCAGUCUUGCUUGCUGUACAUAUGGAGAGCUUUCGUUUCGCCGAAUACAGAAUUCCACUUUUAUAUUUAAUCUACUUGGAUUUUUCGAUAUAUUUAUACAUACAGGCAUGAUGCUUUUUUCGUCUAAUGUAAAUAUUUCUUGUCUCGUAAGCCACUUUUCGAAUUUUUCGAUUUGAAUCGCACUAUUGUUUGUAUUUCAAAUAAUAUAUCAUUUUAAGAAACUCUGAAUAUUUCUGAAACAUUUUCUAGUAGAAAGAUAUUCUAUUUUCCUAAUGGUUUUGUAUGGGACUCCUGUAGUUUGUUUCCUCAAUAGUUUGAUAGCAUUACGAAGGUAUCGGUGCAUUUGUAUUUAAAAAAUAAUGUUGUAUUAAAAAUAUUAUAUGCCAUACGAUUUGUCUUCCAGUAACAUUGAUCUUAACAAUAGCGUAAAGUAUUGUAGCUUAUUAUACAUAUACAUAAUUAUGGUCAUAGUCAAAGGUGGUGGUGUUAUGAUACAGUCAUAAGAUAGGACGGAGCAAGAGUCAUUGACUUUAGUCGUGUCUAAAUACUCUAAAUUAUAAGAAGUGUAAUAAACUCAAAACACCAAUUACAGAUAUUUUGGUAAAAGCAUAACAUUCACCACUAAAUAAUAUCUAAGUGACAUAUCUCAAAUUAUUGUAAUUUAGUGCGUUCAUUUAUUGAAUUGUCUUUAUGAAUAAAUGACGUCGAAAUGA